AUGUCGGAGCCGCCCAAAGGCCGAAUAGCCAUCAGACUCGGCUCUACAUCAUCAGCCCCAACGUCCGACAGGCCCCCCCGUCCCGCGCCCCCAUCAAGCCUCGGAAAGCGACCCCGGUCCCGCGCCGCCCUCGGCGCAGACUCCGACUCCGACUCCGACUCCGACCAGGACCGCCGCGGACGCCAUGAGGCCAUCACCGGGUUCGGCGCAGAUGGCGCGGAGACGCGACACGGGAGGGAGCAGGCACCGAAGAAGAAGAAGGAAUACAUCAUCGAGAGACAACCAAACAGAGAUUGGAGAGGGGAGAUGCGCGCACAGAGGGCAGACGCUCGAGAGCCAGAGGACGGCACCGCGGCGACGGCGCCGGCAGACUCAGGCGGCAACAAUCAAUCAUGGGGCCUGACCGUCAAGGGAAAGACGCGUAGCCCUCCCGCCGAGCGACAAGACGGCCCGGCGGAGACCCCGUCGGAGACGCCUCGGCAAGCACCCCUACCCAGGUCGGCAGACGACGAGGCCCUCGAUGCGCUGCUGGGCAACAGGCCGAAAGAAGCGAGAGUCAUCACAACGGAAGACGACGUGUACAGGCGUGAUGCUGCGGGCGCGGGCGCCGCCUCCACGCUGCAAGACUACGAAGAGAUGCCCAUUGAGGAAUUCGGUGCCGCCCUGCUGCGCGGGAUGGGGUGGGACGGACAACACCGCGGGCCAAAGGUCAAGGAUGCGCGCAAGAGGCCCAACCGUCUGGGUCUCGGCGCCAAGGAGCUGAAAGGCGUCGAAGAUCUGGGCGGCUGGAAUCAGAACGGCGCAAAAAAGAGGAGCAGGCCGCGGCUGGAUGAAUACAAUCGGCAACAGAGUCGGAGGAAGGAAGAACGGGGCAGGGAAGAUAGCUACAAAAGAGAGCGGGACAGGGACAGGGAGAGGGACAGGAAUGGCCACAAGGAACGACAUAGGGACGGCGAUAGGGACCACCAUGGAGACGAGAGGCACAGGGGUAGGCAUGGGGAUUACAACAGGGAUCGAAGGCGGUAG
Molecule: messenger RNA, 1026 nt
Organism: Metarhizium album ARSEF 1941
Lineage: Eukaryota; Fungi; Ascomycota; Sordariomycetes; Hypocreales; Clavicipitaceae
Product: pre-mRNA-splicing factor spp2
Exons: 1
Coding region: 1-1026 (341 amino acids)
Biological process (GO): mRNA splicing, via spliceosome
Cellular component (GO): spliceosomal complex
Source: RefSeq, a predicted model, not a curated record